Molecule: messenger RNA, 2364 nt
Organism: Maudiozyma saulgeensis
Lineage: Eukaryota; Fungi; Ascomycota; Saccharomycetes; Saccharomycetales; Saccharomycetaceae
Source: the annotation of a GenBank genome assembly
AUGAUUUCUUUUAAGAAGGGAAAGAUCAAGGUACCUGAAAAAAUACAACCAACAUCUGCAAGUAUAGAUGAAUCAUGGCUCGUGCUUAGAAAUGUAUUUGAUAAAGUUUUCAGUGAUAAUACACAAGAUAUUUCCUUCGAAAAGACAUACCGUGUUGUAUAUGAUGUUGUUAGAUUUAAACAAGAAGCAGAACUUUACAAUAGAAUUAAGGAGUAUUUAGUUCAGAGAUUCGAAUCUUUGAGAACAGAUACUUUCAGCAAAGGGUCUACCAUAACUCAUAGUAAUUGGGAAUUUCUAGAAAAAUUAGAUAAGGUCUGGAAAAGCACCAACAUUCAUCUGGAAUGUAUAAGAGAUUUGACGUUAUAUUUGGAGAGAACAUUCUGUGAGAGGAACAGAACUCCAGGGAUUGUCGAAACUGGUUUGGAAAUAUUUAAUACAUGCUUAUUGUUGCCAUUGAAGGAUACAGUAAAUAAGGAAUAUGUUAAUGGGAUCAAUGAUUUAAGAGAUACACGCACAUAUGAUAAUCCACAUACCGAGGUUCUGGAAAGAUUGGGAUCUAUGAUGUUAACAAUUCUUAGUGGCGAAGAUAGUUUCUUCGUAGUCUUUGUUCAAAAUUAUCUAUUGGAAGAAUCUAUGAAAUAUUAUUCUGGACUAUCUGAUUCAUUAAGUUUAAAAUCAAUUGAAGGUUUUCAAAAAGUAGAGGAAUUAAUUGAGUUCGAAACAAAAUUAGAUGAAACUUUUUUGACAUCUGAUGCAGCAACAAAAAUAAUAAAAUGUAUUAAUAAGGUAUUGAUUUGGGGAAAUUAUGAGAAUAUAGUGGAACCACUACUAAAAAAUGCUUUGGAUACCUUUAAUGGUGAAUAUCUUAAAAAAUUAUACUAUUUAACUACAGAAAGAAAGUAUAGAUUGAAACUAAGAUCUGUUAUUCAGGAUAUGAUAAAUAGAAAUGUUUCUGCAAUUGAAUUAGAUGAAUCUGAAAAGAAAAAAUCAAUAAUGGGUAGUAAAUGGACGUCUUCAAUUAUUAUAAUGUUUAACAAAUAUAAUAAGCUAUUGCAAGGAUUAAGUUUCGAAGUGGAGUCUAAUAACGAUAACGAAACCAAAAUUAGUAUUGCCAAUGACCGUUUGGGAGGCUUGCAACAAUCUAAUGAUACGGAUGGAAAUGAUAAUGUUGAAGAUGUUUCACAAGGGACAAUCUCUGCUGCGGGUUUGUUGAAUGAAACAUUUUCGAAUUUCUUUAAACAAAAUUCAAAACAUAGCGCCCAAUAUUUGAGUUUCUAUCUAGAUUCAUGUUUGAAAAAUACACUGGAAAAGACAGAGAUUAAUGAUUCAAAGAACUGUAUAAUCGAUUGCGUUAAUUUAGUAAGAUUAUUACCAGAUAAGGAUGAGUUUACUAUAAUCUACAAGAAUCAAUUAACGAAACGUUUGCUGCAACAACAAUCGAGUUUAAAAGUGGAAAAAUUUGCUUGUAAAAGAAUCAAUGAGGAGACGGGGUCAUUUUGGACUCAUAAAUUGGGUACAAUGUUAAGGGAUAUAUCUCGCUCAGAAUAUUUAGCUCAGAAUUUUAGUGUAAGUCAACAACAAAAAUCCAUUGGAGAUUUAUCAUCAAAGGAUACAUUAGAGUUUAUACCGGAUAUCUUAACUGUUACAUCCUGGCCAUUUCAAGAUAUUGAUGACAUUGUUGUUGAAGAUUUAAUAUUACCGCCUCAAUUGGAGACGUUAAAGUUGGAUUUUGAGAAAUUCUACAAUAAGAAAUAUAACGAAAGAACUUUGAAAUGGGUUCAUUCUUUAGGAUCAAUUCAAAUUGGGUUCCAAUUCGAAAAAACUUAUCAUGACCUGAUCAUGCCUUUCUAUUCAGCCUUGGUGUUCCUAUUGUUUGAAAACCAUGAUGAAUUAACGAUAGACAUGAUAUUAGAAAUGACUAAUAUACCAGAACAAGAAUUAUAUCGUCAAUUGCUAUCGCUUAUAAUGUCAUCCAAAUCAAGAAUCUUAAAGAAAUCUCCAGUUUCAAAGACUAUUUCAAAAACAGAUAAAUUCUCAAUCAACUAUAGUUUCACAGCAUCAACUCAGAAGGUAAAGGUUCAAACAAUAGUAGGCACUACAUCUUCACGUAGAAACGAAAAUAACAACAUAAAUAACGUCCUAGAGCGUGAGAGGAUCAAUGCGACAAAUGCAGCAAUUGUCAGAGUCUUGAAACGCCGGACUACACUUUCACACACUGAACUUCUUGAGAGAGUGACAGAAGAAGUAAAACCAAUUUUCACAUUGCAAUCAUUGGUGUUCAAGAAAAGUUUAGGUUUCCUUAUCACCAAGGAAUACGUGCAGAGAGAUCCCGAGAAUUCUAAUUUGUAUCAUUACAUUUCUUAA